UCACAAGUCAGUGAAGGGUGAAGAGUGAAGAAGAGUUAGGAGGUGAUGGCUAGUGAUUCCAAUACCCAAGAAGGGGUGGCUUCAAUGGCCACACAAAUCUGCACCCAAAUAGCCACCAUAUUUUCAAAGCCCACCCACCCAUACCCAUCCCCACUGGACCUUUUAGUCACCGAGCUCACCACCGUCGCCUCCCAAAACAACCGCGUUUUCCUCUACGGCGUGGGCCGCGAAGGCCUCAUGCUAAAAGCCUUCUGCAUGCGCCUAGCCCACUUGGGCCUCUCGGCCCACCUCGUCUUCGACAUGACAACUCCACCCAUCGCCGCCGGCGACCUCCUCAUCGCCUCCGCCGGUCCCGGCGGAUUCGCCACCGUCGACGCCAUAUGCGCGACGGCCCGCUCCCACGGCGGAAGGGUGCUGCUCCUGACGGCUCAGCCGGAGACGGGGUCGUGUGUGAAGCACGCGAGCGCGGUGGCUUACGUGGCGGCGCAGACCAUGGCGGAUGAUGCGGACGUGAAAUCUCGGCCGUUGCUUCCGAUGGGGAGUGUGUAUGAAGGGGCGUUGUUUGUGUUGUUUGAGAUGGUUGUUUACAAGUUGGGUGGGGCCUUAGGUGAGAGCCCUGAAGCCGUUCGAUCACGCCAUACUAAUCUUGAAUGAGAAAUUAUAGGAGCCGUUGGAUCUUGCUAUGUGUUAUAUAUGUAGUAUCGACAUCAUUUUAUACAUUAUGCCAUGUACGCAAAAAUAAAACUUGUCUUAAUCAUUUGUAUGGUAAUAUGACUGUGUUAUUAAACUGUUUCCCACUUUUGGUC
This is a messenger RNA of Lotus japonicus, 806 nucleotides long. RefSeq lists its product as uncharacterized. Gene Ontology annotation, biological process: carbohydrate derivative metabolic process. Gene Ontology annotation, molecular function: isomerase activity; carbohydrate derivative binding. The transcript has a single exon. Lineage: Eukaryota; Viridiplantae; Streptophyta; Magnoliopsida; Fabales; Fabaceae. The record is from RefSeq and is a predicted model, not a curated record. Bases 46 to 654 code for a protein of 202 amino acids.